Zalophus californianus (California sea lion) is the source of this 1581-nucleotide messenger RNA. RefSeq names its product LUC7 like (gene LUC7L). Gene Ontology annotation, biological process: mRNA splice site recognition. Gene Ontology annotation, molecular function: mRNA binding. The transcript is spliced from 10 exons. Gene Ontology annotation, cellular component: U2-type prespliceosome; U1 snRNP. The coding region runs from base 310 to 1374 and encodes 354 amino acids. The record is from RefSeq and is a predicted model, not a curated record. NCBI's taxonomy places the organism in Eukaryota, Metazoa, Chordata, Mammalia, Carnivora, Otariidae.
CUGUUAUAACAAAAAAGUGUUUGCUUUUUUUCACAAAUAACUUUAAAAGUGUAGUUUAGAAAGAAAACAUUUUCAAUAAAAAGACACAACAUUAAUCCUGGAUGCUUGCAAAUCCUAAAAUAUAUUCCUCCUUUAGUAUUACACAGCUCUGUGUAUACACAGAUUAGCUUUAAAAUUUGUCACAUUCCACUUUGCCUUUACUUUUAUGUAUCAUUCCCCUGACUUCCUUACUGCAGGUUGGGCAAGAAAACUUUUCCUUUAAAACUUUUCAACAGCGGGCAUAAAAUUCUGCAGCUGAGGUCUUGAAGAAUGCAGAUGGGAGACGAAACCAGACAGAGGGUCAAGUUUACAGAUGACCGUGUCUGCAAGAGUCACCUUCUGGACUGCUGCCCUCAUGAUAUCCUGGCUGGGACGCGCAUGGAUUUAGGAGAAUGUACCAAAAUCCACGACUUGGCCCUCCGAGCAGAUUAUGAGAUUGCAAGUAAAGAAAGGGACCUGUUUUUUGAAUUAGAUGCGAUGGAUCACUUGGAGUCCUUUAUUGCUGAGUGUGAUCGGAGAACUGAGCUUGCCAAGAAGCGGCUGGCAGAGACCCAAGAGGAGAUCAGUGCAGAAGUUUCUGCAAAGGCAGAAAAAGUACAUGAGUUGAAUGAAGAAAUAGGAAAACUUCUUGCUAAAGCUGAGCAACUGGGAGCUGAGGGAAAUGUGGAUGAAUCCCAGAAGAUUCUUAUGGAAGUGGAGAAAGUCCGUGCAAAGAAAAAAGAAGCUGAGGAAGAAUACAGAAAUUCCAUGCCUGCAUCCAGUUUUCAACAGCAGAAGCUGCGUGUCUGUGAGGUCUGUUCGGCCUACCUUGGUCUCCACGACAAUGACCGUCGUCUUGCGGACCACUUCGGGGGCAAGUUACACUUGGGGUUCAUUCAGAUCCGAGAGAAGCUUGAUCAGUUGAGGAAAACUGUGGCUGAAAAGCAGGAGAAGAGAAAUCAGGAUCGACUGAGGAGGAGAGAGGAGAGAGAGCGGGAGGAGCGACUGAGCAGGAGGUCUGGAUCAAGAACCAGAGAUAGAAGGAGGUCACGCUCCCGGGAUCGGCGUCGCAGGAGGUCCAGAUCUACCUCCAGGGAGCGACGAAAGUCGUCCCGAUCCCGGUCCCGAGACAGACACCGGCGCCACCGCAGCCGUUCCCGCAGCCACAGCCGGGGCCACCGCCGGGCUUCCAGGGACCGGAGUGCGAAAUACAAGUUCUCCAGAGAACGGGCACCAAGGGAGGAGUCCUGGGAGCAUGGGCGCAGUGAGCGAGGGGCUGCUGACUGGAGGCUGGAGAGCUCCAAUGGGAAGACAACUUCGCGGAGGUCAGAGGAAAAGGAGGCUGGCGAAAUCUGAACCUGCAUCCGGGCCUGUAAAUAGUCUGAUAAACAUUCAACACAGCCUAAAGUUACUCUUUAUAUUUGCUGAAUACAACUCAUCUUUUGUAGUUUACAAUUUCUAUUGUUUUGGAGCUCGCUGUGAAUUUCUAGCGAUGUACAGAGUUGCUCCUGUGUUCUGGGGUUCUGUUGAGUAGGAAUAAAUAAAUCUGACAGACGGCCUCCU